GAAACAGCAAGUGGACUUGUAUUUACAUUACGAUAAAGAACGUUUUAGUAGAAGGUUCAGGGUAAGGUUUAUUGCCGUUUUUAAAGGGUCAACUGACUCACUAUUCCCAUAAUAAAUUUAAAGGCUUCCGUUUACGUUUCCCUGAAAUGCAAAUCUGUUUUUUUUUUUCUUUUUAGCUUGAAUGUCAGACAGUGCAAAUGUGAUAUGCAGCAUGCUAUUCAAAUGCACUGGUGUCAGGUUGUAAGCAAAGAUAUUUGCUUCUUUAUUUGUCUGAAUACAUCCUGUAGUGGAAUUCAGUAUGUACUUCGUCAUGUCGCUGGUUAUUUUCAUCUUUGCAUUGUAAGAGAUUCAAGUUAAAACUUGUUUACUCAUUUUUGUGACUAGUUUAAUGAUUGAGUUUAAUGUAUUAAAUUAUGUCUGUGAAUCCACUAACCACCAAAAUCCCUCACACAUUUUGUAAUCAAAUAGAUUAAAUAGAUUUCAUGCUGGUUUGAAUACUUAAGAAUUUUGUUCUCGGCUUCUAAUCUAAACAGUCAGCUUCCCGCAUAUUUGGACUGUGCUGUUACAUGUUUGUGCCCCUUCAUUGCCUUGAAUUUCACAAAGUGUUCAGCAACAGUGCACACACUUUACACUUACUCUGAAAUUAUUAUUCGUCUGUUUGUGGCCAUUUAAUAAAGAGUUAAAUUAGUUAAAAUAUAUUUUUUUAAUUAGUUGCCCUAUGCAUAUUCUAAGAGUUAAAAUUUUUGCCAAAAGCAAUAUAACUUAUUGCUAGUUUCUUCCCUUCCUCUUUAUCUCUCCUUUCAAAUUCCUUUUCCAACAGAAGCCCUCCCCUUCCUUCACUCCCUUUUCUGCUCUCACUCACCCUCUAAUUGCAUUCGUGAACUCCAGAUCACAGAUCGGCUUUCUUCGGGACAUACUCUGUUUAUUAGCUAGGCAAGUCAAGCUCUUUGGUCCUGCUCAAGACACAGCAAGACCCUCUUUCACGAGGGUAAAGGUAACGUCCCAGCACUUCUCUUUCUACAUGUGCAGCGUGAAGGUGUAAAAGAUUAGUAACCAUGAGUUAAAAUACGGUUGCUUGUUUACUGCUUGCCAAAAUGGGGACUAGUAUGAGGCUAAUUCUUGGGGUGGUGAACUUGCUGCUCUUUCUUUGGCCGUGUGUGAGCACACAGCACUGUCCAGCCGGAAUAAUUCCUCCAGAACUGGACGGUCCUGAGUCCAUCCCUAAAUCUCCAGUUCAAGAUGGUUAUAUGUCGCCUAUCGUCCACUCCUUUUUGAGCUCUGUCCAACCCAACCCUUUCCCUAAAGAUCUAUUCAUUAAAAUUCUGAAAUCUCAGAGCACCGAUAAAGCAACAAUAAAUGAGGUUUUGCGCUAUGAGGUGGGAUUUCUGGUGUGCGUGGCCAUUGGGAUUCUGUACAUCCUCCUCAUGCCCUUAAUUGGCCUGUGCUUCGCUUGCUGCCGUUGCUGUGGGAAUUGUGGAGGCCGCAUGUACCAAGAGCAGACCAAAAGCAUCAAAUGCAGAAGAUGGAGUUUUUACUGGGCCACUUUUCUAAUCACCUUCCUUAUAUUGGCAGGGAAUAUUUGUAUGUUCUUAAGCAAUACCUACACCCACGAGAGUGUGAGCUCUGCACCACGUGAAUUCAACAAUACCUUAAAAAAUCUACAAAGCUACAUCACCACUAUUCCCAAGCAAAUAGACCAAGUGGUGAAUGAGAGCUUUGUUGCUGUGGAUAAUGUCACAUAUAACAUUAAUGAAAUUGGCCCUUUGCUUGGCAGAGAGAUCCAGAAAGAAAUAGAAGGCUUUAUUAUCCCGGCCCUGGACUCUGCUGCAGUGAUGGUACAAGUUGUUCAAAACACCAGUUUGUUGCUGUACACAUUGAAUGCAACACAGAAGGAGCUGGAUUUGCUACAGUCAAACCUGACUGGAGUGAAAGCUCGCAUGAACAAGACACUGCACAGCCCAGACUGCGUGCAGUGUGUCUCCUUGCACUCUGAACUGGACAAGCUGUCCCUGGACACAAGCAUUAAUAUAUCCAGCCUUAAUAAACUCCAGGCAGCUGUGGACCAGGCUGAGAAGACUGAUCUGAAUAUGCAGAUACAGAAAGGGAAAGCCUUCUUUGAAAGCAUUCCUGACAGGGUGACUACUGCAACCAGAGACAGCGUGCAGAAGGUUCAACAGGACCUUCAAACCAUAAAGAGCCAGGUCUCACAGGUAACCAGAGAUAUUCCACUUGACCAAUUGACUGAAUUCUCCAACACACUGAGUACUAUACAACAAGAUACCAAGCUGUACACACCCACGAUAGACCAGGCAGAGAAACUCAGGUGGAUUAUUGCAGUGAUCCUGUGCUGUCUCAUUCUUCUGGUGGUGGUGUGCAAUCUGCUGGGAUUGAUGCUUGGCCCAGCAGGACUGGUACCUAAAGAUGAUCCAACUGAUCGCUCUAGCACAGCAAACUGUGGUGGACUGUUCCUCAUGGCGGGUGUAGGCUUCAGCUUUUUAUUCUCUUGGAUAUUCAUGAUAGUCGUCUUGAUACUUUUCUUGAUAGGGGGUAACACGUAUACCCUCAUCUGUGUGCCAUGGAAGACCCAGCAACUCUUUCAGCUCAUUGACACUCCAGAUGUGAUUCCAGGAUUCCAGCUGUCUCAAAGCCUAGGACUAAAGAUUAACCUCACUAUCACUGAUGUGUAUAAUGACUGCCAGAUGAACAAGUCUCUAUGGAACACCUUACACCUGGAGGACAUUAUUAAUCUCAAUAACUAUCUUAAUGUCUCCAAAUACACAGGACAGGUGCAGGAGGCGCUUGAGAACAGCAAUAUCACUUUACCCAGCAUUGUUCUGCUCAAUUCUGAGACAAAGAAGCAACUGAUCAGCUUCUCUGCUACAGCCAGCAGCGUCAACAUCAGUAGCUUAAUGCAGAAGGUUACUACUCCAUCAGGAACAAAUCUUAGUUACAUUGCAGACAGAUUGGAUGCUUUGGUUAAUAUCCAGACCAAUGCUAGUAUAAAAGCUGAACUACAGAAUGAGGCAAAAGACCUGAGAUUCAUCCAGACUCAGCUUAAUUCCACCAUCAAGCAUCAGUUGAUGGAGUUAGACUCUGAAAUUGAGCGUUUCAGUGACAUAAUGUCACACAUCAAUGGUACUGUGGAGAAUGUUCUGGAGAAAGUCAGUUCUGCUCAGGAUGUUUUGAACAACAACACAACAGAAACAGUGAAAUCAAAAUUGACUGAAUUUGUAGACUGUCAGAUUGGAGUCUUUACAACGCUUGCUGAAUGGGCCAACCAAACAAUUACUGAGCAGGUGGGACGCUGUGGGCCGGUUGCUGUUAGUGUCAACACUGUAGAAAAUCUAUUUUGCUCACAGCUUGUGGACUCUCUGAAUGCCUUUUGGUUUAGUUUGGGCUGGUGCAUUGUCUUCCUCAUUCCUAGCAUUAUUUUCUCUGUUAAACUGGCCAAGUUUUACCGCCGGAUGAAGUACAAGGAUGAGUUUAUGGAUAACAUAAUGAUGAGCCCGAUCCCACGAGUCAAUCUAAAACCAUACUGAAAGGAGGAAGAAAAAUUACAGUACUGUAUAUUCAUUGUUGCCAUAAUAAAGGACCUUGGCACAGCCUGAGGAGACAUACACUGGAUGCUGGGUCUAAAAACUCAGAGCCUGGAAUUCUUCUGCUUUUGGAUAAAGGAGGAAAAUUUAAUGUGAUUUGGAAUGUGCACAUUCCAGACAUGCUUUAGAGAUUUUACAAUAAGUGAGAUCUCCUGAGUCAUGACUAUGAAUGCGUGCGAUCUAUCAGUCAGAGGCUUUUGAGUUAUUUUGGAUCACUGCUUUGUAUUUGCACUUUUUUUCACAGUGAUUAUGUACAAUAUGUGUCUGGAAUGCAUAUUGUUGAUUUUAUUUUUUAUUUUUUCAUAAUUAAUGAUAAUUGGUAACGAGAAUGAAAGCACUGCUUCAUGCAUUGCUGUAAUUUCAAUUGUUUAUUUCAGAUGUUCUGUCUUUAAUAAACCAUUACUACUGA
Pangasianodon hypophthalmus (striped catfish) is the source of this 4005-nucleotide messenger RNA. It is a transcript of the gene prom2, whose product is annotated as prominin 2. The transcript has 24 exons. The record is from RefSeq and is a predicted model, not a curated record. Gene Ontology annotation, cellular component: apical plasma membrane; cell surface; microvillus. Lineage: Eukaryota; Metazoa; Chordata; Actinopteri; Siluriformes; Pangasiidae. Bases 1095 to 3539 code for a protein of 814 amino acids. Gene Ontology annotation, molecular function: cholesterol binding.